Camellia sinensis is the source of this 1350-nucleotide messenger RNA. The record is from RefSeq and is a predicted model, not a curated record. NCBI's taxonomy places the organism in Eukaryota, Viridiplantae, Streptophyta, Magnoliopsida, Ericales, Theaceae.
UAAUAAUGCCUCAUUGAACCCAAAAAACUCACCAAACCGUUCUCAAAUUUCCAUCUUCAUCUUCUCAAAAACACUUCCCACUCUGUCUCUAUAGAAUUUUCUGAAAACCCAAAUGGCUCCUCCUCAAGUUGUUGUGAGUGGAUCCACCGGACUGGCCAAGGCGGCGAGCCUGAUGAGCCGAGCUUAUGUCACGUUCUUGGCUCGGAACGGUGGCUACGUGAAGGGCGUGGUUGGGCUAUCAAAGGGCUUGAUGAAGGUCAAGACUGCGUAUCCGCUUGUGGUGGUGGUGCUGUCGGAUGUGCCGGAGGAGCACCGCCGUAUGCUGGUGGCUUAGGGCUGCAUAGUCCAUGAGAUAGAAUCGGUGUACCCACCCGAGUGGGUGGCGAUUUAACACUAGAACUGAGCCGAGUCGACCGGUGAACACCCCACUGUGUGUGUGUGUGAAGCCAAUUCCAAUUUUCAUAUCCCAUGUUGGUCCCCCAGUAGAAAACGCAGGUCACAAAACUCAACCAGAGUGGUGACCAUUACAUCUGCACAGAAGCAACUUCAGUUCCAAAAAUUCAAAAGAAUCAAACAAUUUCAGUUCCAAAAAUUCAAAAGAAUCAAACAAUCUGAACAAUCUGAAUUUCGGCCAGAGGCAACAACAAAGGAACAAUGCAAAAAAGACAGGAGUCAAGAAGAGUUGCCAAACAAAUUUCUAAUGCUGUGUUCGGCAAGAUAUGGUGGUUCUUUUGUAUCAUAGUUUGUCCUCAAAUUCAUAUCAAUUGGUUCAUCAGAUCAAUCUUUGCAAUUACAAGAAAUUUAAUUCCCUUCCAGUGAUGAUGGUGACUGCUUCGGGAUGGGUUUUGGAGUUGUUGGAUCAAAUUUAUAUGUUCUUGGUGGCCAAAGGAGAGAGAAGGAAUCUUCAUAUUCUGGCGCCGAAGGCAAACAUUCAGCUCCCUUACCCAGAUGUAAUGGUCACCACUCUGGUUGAGUUUUGUGACCUGCGUUUUCUACUGGAGGACAACAUGGGAUAUGAAAAUUGGAAUUGGCUUCACACACACACACAGUGGGGUGUUCACGGGUCUACUCGGCUGGAUUUUAGUGUUAAACCGCCACCCAAUCUUGCUGCAGAUUUUCUCUUCGAAACUCUCUAUCACAGCUUCAAAUUAUUGCUUCACCAUCUGCUUGCCUACUUGUGAAUAAAGAGAAGGGGUUGUGAAGAGAGUGAAGAGAUGCUCUCCAGCAUAUCAGCACGGAAUUGAAUUUUAAAAAACUAUUUAUGUUAUGUUGAAUAUAUUUUGAAAUUAUUAGCAAUUGCAUAAUUAAAGUAAUAAAAAUAACAAUUUAUUACAUUUAUUCAGAAUUCAC